UUACCGUCUCCACUUGAGCAAGUCUUUGUUGUGCGCCUGUAGUUGGAACUGCUCGAAUGGGAGAAGCCGCGUGCGUUUUUUUUGCUUGGCUUUUAUCAAAAGACAACAUGUUUUAAAAAACAUAAAAAGACUGGUGGCGUCACUGGGUAUCUAACCUGGGUCAGAGGUGUAUUUAAGAUCCCCAGCGGGCCAACCGCUUUUGUAGUGUCAGAGCCUGACCGGAGAGUAAAGCCUGGGAGCUUCCUGUUGGUUGUUCCAGUCGUAGUGGUGCUCUGCUGCGAGCACCGGUGACCGGCAGUUACGAUUUGUAUUUAACAUUCAUCUGGUAAACUGACAACCUUCACUUCAUCUUGAACAUAAAUUGCUCUGCCAUAAAGAUGAGUCCACGAGUGUGUAAAAAUUGUGGUGGUACUGACAUUGAUAUUGACCAAGCCAGAGGAGAUGCAGUUUGUACAAGUUGUGGAUCUGUGUUGGAGGAUAACAUCAUUGUUUCAGAAGUUCAGUUUGUGGAAAACAGUGGUGGAGGCUCUUCUGCUGUGGGCCAGUUUGUCUCCUCUGAAAGUUCAGGAAAGGCACCCUCCCUGGGAGCAGGUUUUCAUAAUAGUCUUGGAAAGGAAUCCAGAGCACAGACCCUGCAGAAUGGUAAGCGGCAGAUUCACCACUUGGGAAACCAGCUGCAGCUGAAUCAACAUUGCCUGGAUACAGCAUUCAACUUCUUUAAAAUGGCUGUCAGCAAACACCUAACAAGGGGCAGAAAAAUGACCCAUGUGAUCGCUGCAUGCCUGUAUCUUGUCUGUAGAACAGAGGGCACACCACACAUGCUUCUUGACCUCAGUGACCUUUUACAGGUCAAUGUUUAUGUCCUGGGAAAGACCUUUCUUCUUCUGGCCAGAGAGCUAUGCAUUAAUGCACCAGCAAUAGACCCUUGUCUCUAUAUACCUCGGUUUGCACACAUGCUGGAGUUUGGAGAUAAGAACCAUGAGGUUUCAAUGACUGCACUAAGAUUGUUACAGAGGAUGAAGCGAGACUGGAUGCAUACAGGACGUAGGCCUUCAGGACUCUGCGGAGCAGCUCUUCUUGUUGCUGCCAGGAUGCAUGACUUCCGUCGCACUGUGAAAGAAAUCAUCCGUGUAGUCAAAGUUUGUGAGUCAACACUUAGGAAAAGGCUUAAUGAAUUUGAAGAUACUCCAACAAGUCAGUUAACAGUAGAGCAGUUUAUGAAAGUCGACUUGGAGGAAGAAUGUGAUCCACCAUCUUUCACAGCAGGACUGAGGAAAAUUAAAAUUCAGCAGCUCGAGCAGGAAUUAACCAAGAAGAUCCAGGAUGUUGAAGAUGAAAUUGCAAGUUACCAGGAUGAAAUUGAGACUGAAUUGGAGAACAGUCGCCCAAAGGUCAAAGGGAUGUAUGCCUCAUUAUUAAAGGAUGACUCAUUGGAUGAUAGCAGCUCUUUGACCUCUGGAAUUCAUGGUGAAUCAGAAGCAGAAGAUGAAGAACUCACAGUGGCAUCUAACCAUCUUAGCAAGGAUUUGUAUGAUAAAAUGCAGCAGAAAAACCCUGAAAGUGUUGAUGGGCAGUGUCAGCCAGCCUCAAAAACUCCAUCCCUCACUUCAUUGCUGGGUCCCUUACCAACUGCUGCAAGUCUCGGUCUUACAGAAUCCAUUAAGGAAUGUAUAGAAGACAAAAAAGAAAGUAAAGAAAAUGGUGAAAAUGGUGAACUGGAUCUGAAUGGGAUCGAUGAUAGUGAAAUUGAGAGAUAUCUGCUUAAUGAAAGCGAAAUCAAAAUUAAAACUGAGCUGUGGAUGAAGGAGAAUGCUGAUUACCUGAAGGAACAGAAAGAAAAAGAGGAGAGAAUUGCAAAGGAAAAAGAGCUUGGAAUAUAUAAGGAGCAUAAGCCCAAGAAAUCUUCUAAAAAGCGUGAACCCAUCCGUGCCAGCACAGCAGGGGAAGCUAUUGAGAAGAUGCUGGAACAGAAAAAGAUCUCAAGCAAAAUUAAUUAUGAUGUGCUAAGAGACCUUAACAAAGGGGGUGGCACUCCCAAUCAUGAGCAAGAUGGCAUCAUUCACAGUGGUAGUGCAAAGAAAUCUUCUGCACGCAGGAGAUCAACAAACAACAACCGGGAUAUCUCUACUCCAGUUAGCAACAUGGGGAAGAGGUUGCGACCUUUGAUCUCAUCUCAGCCCACAAAGAAAAUUGCAGCAGAGCAGGUUCCUGGUUCCCAGGCUACACCAGUGGAAUCCUCAAAAACAGUCCUAGUGGAAAGUGGACCUGUUGUCUACAAUGAAGAAGAGGUAGUAGAAGAGGAAGAUGAAGAGGAGGAAGAAUCAUGUGUUAGUGCACUGCAGCUUAUUGGAGGAAAUGAUUAUGGCUAUGAAAUGGAAGAAGAUGAAGGAUACUAACAUUUGCUGAGGACUUGGAUCUUCCUAAUCUCUUAAAGUAUCCAAGAAGACAAAUUGGACUUUUCAUACAGAACACAAUACAAGACAUAUGCUUAGCUGUUCUAAACCAGUGGAGAAAAGAAGCUGCACAGAUAAUCUUCUGAAGUAUGGAGGAAAGCUGCUUUCAGUAAAAUACCUUUAAAAAUUUAACAUCAGAUCUUGCAACUCUAAAGGGGGCAUUUGUAGGUAGAUAGUAGUGAAAGUGGAAAAGAACACAAAAGCACGAUGAAAGCUGAAACAGCAUUAAUCCUUAAUAAAGCUGACCGUAAACUUAAUCAGGGCUAUUAGCCGCACUUCGUGAUCAUAGAAGGAAGCAAAGGUAAUCUUGUAUCAUAUGUACAUAACUCUGUAUAUAUGCUGUAUGAUGGAGGCUUGUGAGAGAUGUUUUGUUUCUUUUCCUUUUAUUAGUGAUAUGCGGAAACUUUGGUUUUACAAAGUAAUAAACAAUAUCGUUGAGGCAGAAUCAUGCACACUUGCUUUAGAAACUUGUUAAAUAGUGAUCUGUGGCUAGUUACAGAUUCGUCCUUGUACCUGUAAAUAAUGUAUUUAAUUUUUGCAGUUAAUACUGUGUUGAAGAGUACAAGGUGCCUUUUUAUAU
This is a messenger RNA of Polypterus senegalus (gray bichir), 3033 nucleotides long. RefSeq names its product BRF1 RNA polymerase III transcription initiation factor subunit b (gene brf1b). The transcript has 19 exons. The record is from RefSeq and is a predicted model, not a curated record. The coding region runs from base 378 to 2396 and encodes 672 amino acids. Gene Ontology annotation, molecular function: RNA polymerase III type 3 promoter sequence-specific DNA binding; RNA polymerase III general transcription initiation factor activity; TBP-class protein binding. Gene Ontology annotation, biological process: transcription preinitiation complex assembly; DNA-templated transcription initiation; transcription by RNA polymerase III. Gene Ontology annotation, cellular component: nucleus; transcription preinitiation complex; transcription factor TFIIIB complex. Lineage: Eukaryota; Metazoa; Chordata; Cladistia; Polypteriformes; Polypteridae.